UGUGAGCGUCGAGGUAAAAUGGCGGACUUGGCAAACGAAGACAAGCCUGCCAUUGCACCUCCUGUGUUUGUUUUCCAAAAAGAUAAAGCACAGAAGCGGUCUGCAGAGGGCUCAAGCGCAGAAGAUGGUGAAGAUUCAGAUAAAGAUGAGGGAAGUUACUGCCCCCCUGUGAAAAGGGAAAAGACCUCAUCAUUCCCACCCCCACAUUCUGUUCCCAAGAACAAUGUAUUCAUGCCCUCAAGUUUCUGCCAGUCUCCGACUGGGAACUCUGACUCUGAGCCAGAAGAGAAACCGGUGGGAUUCCGUUUAAAGCCGCCGACUCUCAUUCAUGGACAAGCACCAAGUUCAGGUGUCCCAAGUCAGAAACCCAAGGAGCAGCAACGCAGCGUCCUCCGCCCUGCAGUCCUCCAAGCACCACCCUCUAAAUCACUUAUAGAGUCCAAUUCCAGUUGUGGAACCAAUGGUGUGAAAAAGCCAUCAGAUGGAGCAACUGUGGCCCAGUCCCUGUUCCUGAACAACAAAGAGCACUCGUCUUUGCUGGCCAAGUCACUGAAACAUGAAAAUAAGGAAGAUGGAACAAGUGACAACAAAGAUGAAGACAGAAGAGACAAGGAGAAAGAUGUUGCAGUAUCAUUUGUAUUUGGUCAGAAUAUCAAAGACAGAGCAAAGGUGGAUGAGAACAAUACAGAAGAAAAUUUAAAGGAUGGUUCACAACUGGAGUCAGAGGGCACUAAUUAUUUCUUACAGUACAUCUCUACUUCAAGUUCAAAAAAUACUGCGAACAGUCCGGACAGUGGAGCAAAAUUUGUUUUUGGGCAAAAUAUGUCUGAACGAGUUCUGAGUCCCCCGAAGGGUGAGGCUUCAAAUGAGGAAAAUAAAGAGGUUUCAGUCGCUCCUGUUUCAGAGCCUUCAUCACAGGAAGCAACUCCGGAAAAAGGAAAAGAAAAAGCAGUGAACAGUGUGUCAGAGUCUUUGGAGGAAUCUGCAGCAGCCUACACCAAAGCCACAGCCAAGAAGUGCAUUUUAGAGAAAGUUGACGUGAAAACUGGAGAGGAAUCAGAAAGCAAUGUUUUACAGAUGCAGUGCAAGUUGUAUGUUUUUGAGAAGACGGCUCAGUCAUGGAUAGAGCGGGGGCGAGGACUGCUGAGGCUUAACGACAUGGCUUCGACAGACGACGGCACGCUACAGUCCCGUCUCGUGAUGAGGACUCAGGGCAGCCUGCGGUUGAUCCUCAACACUAAACUUUGGCCACAGAUGCAGGUGGACAAGGCCAGCGAGAAGAGUGUGCGAAUCACUGCCAUGGACACAGAGGACCAGGGGGUCAAAGUCUUCUUAAUAUCAGGUAGCUCUAAAGACGUGGGUCAGCUGGCUGCUGCGUUACAUCACCGUAUCUUAGCCCUAAAGAGCAGGGCGGAGCAGGAGCCCGAGACCCCGGCGACGACCAUCCCCGACGCAGAGGUACCGCAGUCCAACGAGGAGGACAGCGACGAGGAAGACAAAGGCUCUGGUUCCGGUGCAGCCUCCACUCCUGCUGCAAGUAAUUCAGAGGGAGGUGAGAGCCAGGCUGCGGCAAGCACAUAGCGUCACUCUUGGACAGCCUGCUAAGAUGCCGCCGUUGAGGCACUUUGCUGUAGGCAUCUCCACGGACAACCCUUGACCAAUAUGGGUCCUCCAGACCAGUACUUUUGGAUAUUAGAAGUCUAGCUCCAGGAAAUAAUCCCCAUGUGCCGGAGUGUCUCACCCAACCGUGCAGUCAUCGUCUCUGCAUUCAGCGUAAUAUCUGGAGUUUUUUUUUUUUUUUUGUUUUGUUUGUUUUGUUUUUUUUUGUUUCCCUCCCUCUCCUGUUUUGUGUUUUAUUUUUGUUUUCGAGUAUUUUUCCUAUUCCGAUAGCAAAAAUAAAGACUUCAAAGCUUUGGUUUGGGACUUUUCUGCUCAUCAUAUUGAUGAGUGUAAGGGUGUUUUCCUCUACAUUUUAAGUAUGGCACAUGUUAAGACUGCAGUUUCUACUUUGGGACCUUUAUACUCACUCUACAGCCGUAUCUCUGGACUCCACACACCCAGAGGAGCUUCAUUCACAGUGUGUUUGACUAGUCAUCCAGUCGGUUGGUCUUACAUCAAGACCCACCUUCCUCCUAAUCCUCCCCAUCCUGACCAGUCUGUGCAUUAUGUUUUAUCAAAUGUAAUUUAUUUUGGGCGGUGAUUCUCAUGAAGCAAUUCAACACAUACGUGCUGUUUGUAAUGGCCAGCCAAGACCACUCAAGUUGUCAUUACUAGCACUUUCUUCUAUUUCUUAUUGACCUAUAUCAUAGUGAAUAAAAUACUCAAACAAUGCAGUUUCUGCUAAUGUGAGUUCAUGUUUGAGGAAAACAGGGCAGAAGGAUUCACCUGUUAAUUUUUUUCUAAAUUAAUGGGAUGUUAGUCAUUCACUUUUUUUUUUUUUUUUUUCUAAAUUGACAAAUUGAACUCAUCAGUCCAUAUUCUGCAUGUAACUUCUUUUUUUUUUUUUUUUUUUUUUUUUUUAAACAUCCCAAGGGUUUAUUGUGUUGUUACAUAUUUUUAUGUUGAAAUUUAUAUAUACUUUUUAUCCAUUUACAUUUGAAAAAACAUGUUGGAAUGAAGACUUCAUGUGUGGAAAAUUUGAGUGAUAACUGUAAAACCCUUUUGAAUGUCAUGUACAUUUGAAUAUAUCAUUUAGUAGUGCACCAUGUUUUCUCAUCUCCUCCAACUGCCCCCUUUACAAAAUAAAACCAUUUUGGAUUGAC
This is a messenger RNA of Cololabis saira (Pacific saury), 2762 nucleotides long. RefSeq names its product RAN binding protein 3b (gene ranbp3b). Gene Ontology annotation, cellular component: nuclear pore; cytoplasm. The coding region runs from base 19 to 1581 and encodes 520 amino acids. The transcript has 17 exons. The record is from RefSeq and is a predicted model, not a curated record. Gene Ontology annotation, biological process: protein export from nucleus. NCBI's taxonomy places the organism in Eukaryota, Metazoa, Chordata, Actinopteri, Beloniformes, Belonidae. Gene Ontology annotation, molecular function: GTPase activator activity.